AUGGCAGACGGAGAAGACAUUCAGCCUCUUGUCUGUGACAAUGGUACAGGAAUGGUUAAGGCUGGAUUUGCUGGAGACGAUGCACCAAGAGCUGUAUUCCCAAGCAUUGUUGGUCGUCCAAGACACACAGGUGUGAUGGUUGGUAUGGGACAAAAAGAUGCUUAUGUUGGUGAUGAAGCUCAAUCAAAGAGAGGUAUUUUGACAUUGAAAUAUCCAAUCGAGCAUGGUAUUGUUAGCAAUUGGGAUGAUAUGGAGAAGAUUUGGCAUCACACUUUCUACAAUGAGCUUCGUGUUGCACCUGAAGAGCAUCCUGUUCUUCUUACUGAAGCUCCUCUUAACCCUAAAGCCAAUCGUGAGAAAAUGACUCAGAUCAUGUUUGAAACUUUCAACACUCCUGCUAUGUAUGUCGCUAUUCAAGCUGUUCUUUCCCUCUACGCCAGUGGUCGUACAACUGGUAUUGUGUUGGACUCUGGAGAUGGUGUGAGUCACACUGUUCCAAUCUAUGAAGGAUAUGCGCUUCCACACGCCAUUCUGCGUCUUGACCUUGCAGGACGUGACCUUACUGAUUACCUCAUGAAGAUCUUAACCGAGCGUGGUUACUCAUUCACUACUUCAGCAGAGCGUGAAAUCGUAAGGGACGUGAAAGAGAAACUCGCUUACAUAGCUCUUGACUACGAGCAAGAGAUGGAGACAGCAAACACGAGCUCAUCUGUUGAGAAGAGUUAUGAGCUGCCUGAUGGACAAGUGAUCACAAUUGGAGGAGAGAGAUUCCGUUGUCCUGAGGUUCUAUUCCAACCGUCUUUGGUCGGAAUGGAAGCUGCUGGUAUUCAUGAAACGACUUACAAUUCGAUAAUGAAGUGUGAUGUCGAUAUCAGGAAAGAUCUGUAUGGAAACAUUGUGCUCAGUGGUGGAACCACUAUGUUCCCUGGUAUUGCUGAUAGGAUGAGCAAAGAAAUCACUGCUUUAGCUCCAAGCAGCAUGAAGAUUAAGGUUGUUGCUCCACCUGAGAGGAAGUACAGUGUCUGGAUUGGAGGCUCCAUUCUAGCAUCACUAAGUACCUUCCAACAGAUGUGGAUAGCUAAGGCUGAGUAUGAUGAAGCAGGACCAUCGAUAGUCCACAGGAAAUGCUUCUAG
Arabis nemorensis is the source of this 1134-nucleotide messenger RNA. Lineage: Eukaryota; Viridiplantae; Streptophyta; Magnoliopsida; Brassicales; Brassicaceae. The record is from the annotation of a GenBank genome assembly.